AUGAUUGCUAGUCAAAUUGGUAUUGAUGAUAGAGAAAGUGUUAAAAGAAAUCGAGUACAAAUAGAAUUAUCCGAGAACAACAUUGUUGGUAAUCCAGGAUUACGUAAACUGAUUGAUAGCUAUCAUAUUGAUGUUAGAGAUGAAUUAAGAAGACGAUAUUUGGCUAAAGGGCCUUGUCAACCGUAUGAUCAUGAUUUUCCGAGGUCUUCAUUUGGCCACAAGCAUGGUGGAGAUACCAUUUUUACAGAAGUUGGUUUUAGAGAUUGGAAAACAGCCUUAGAAAAAAUUAAGGAACAUGAAGGUCCUUCAACAAGUGCACAUCGUUAUGCUAAGAUUCAGUGUUCGUCAUUUCAAGAUCAGCGACAUAAUGUUGAUUAUAUGUUGGCACAAAUAAGCAAGAAGGUAGAAGUUGAUUACCGUAUUCGGUUAACAACAGUUGUGGAUGCAAUCAGAGUUCUUUUACAACAAGGUUUGGCUUUCCAUGGACAUGACGAGUCAAAAAAGUCAAUGCAGAGAGGUAACUUUCUUGCACUUUUGAAAUGA
Molecule: messenger RNA, 543 nt
Organism: Andrographis paniculata
Lineage: Eukaryota; Viridiplantae; Streptophyta; Magnoliopsida; Lamiales; Acanthaceae
Exons: 2
Coding region: 1-543 (180 amino acids)
Source: RefSeq, a predicted model, not a curated record